AUGUCACUCUGGACAACCGACCUCGGAAUUACGACAUUGUUACGGUUUGUUAUUUGAGUCGUUCGCUGGACCCAAUAAUUUCAUCUCUCCCGAUUGUCCUUCAUGAAGUCCAACAAUCUUCCUCGCCAUCAGCGGCACAUGAUCUCAAGGCCCUUGGUCUUCCUAGAACACACAAGCCAACAGAGCCUUCACAUCAGGCCUCAAAAAACACCGGCAGGCCUUCCUGAUACAGAGGCAAGGUUUGUGCACGGCCUAACAUGGCGCUUGUCUCGCAUAUGUCGGCUGAAUCGAUCCGACUUCAAGGACAAUCAUGCGGGGUCAAGUAUGACAUCUGGGAGGCGCCGGCCACAAGCGCCGUGGCGUGAAUGCCCCAAGACUUAAAGCUGAGACGACGGACAUCGAUCAAGUAUGCCUCGGACAUCUCACGUCGUCCUGGAUCUACACAUCCCACCCAGAAAAAACGCACCCGGAACAACCCGCAACAAUGUCAGACUCACUGCCGCCACUCAUCACGCUCGAGGAGCACUUCAUCGCCCCGGACCUCUUCUCCGAGCUCUCCGACAUUUACGGCGAACAGCUCAAGUACCUCCCGGAUGUCGCCGCCCGCCUGCAGGACGUCGGGCCUCUCCGCCUGUCAGACAUGGACGCCAACCGCAUCGCGUUCCAGGUCGUCUCCCACGGCCCCGGCCUGGCCUCACGACCGCCGGCGCUCAGCCGCCUCGCCAACGACACCCUCGCGCGCGCCGUGCGCGACAAUCCAUCCCGCCUGGCCGGGUUUGCCGUGCUCCCGAUGGCCGACCCGGAAGCCGCGGCCGCGGAGCUCCGGCGGUGCGUGCGGGACCUCGGCUUCGUCGGCGCCCUGGUGGACGCCCACCUUGGCGGCACUCACUACGACGAUAGACGGUUCUGGCCCGUCUUCACCGCGGCGGCUGAGCUCGAUGUGCCCAUCUACCUGCACCCGACCUUCCCGUCGGCGGGCCAGGCGGCGGCCUACGGGGGCGCCUAUGAACCCGGCGCCGCGCGGAGCCUCGGGACCAGCGGGUUCGGCUGGCACCAAGAGACGGGGCUCGGGGUGCUGAAGCUCUUUGCGGCGGGGCUCUUUGAUGCAUUGCCGGGGCUAAAGCUUAUCAUCGGGCACUUUGGCGAGAUGCUGCCGUUCAUGAAGGAGCGCGUCGACAAGCUCUCGGUGCGAUGGGGCGCGCGGGAGCGGCCGUGGCGGCAGGUCUGGGAGGAGAACAUCUGGGUCACGACGAGCGGGGUAUGGGGUCUCGCGCCGAUGGCCUGCUUGCUGCAGAACACGCGCGUCGACCGCAUCCUGUACAGCGUCGACUACCCCUUUGAGAAGAACGAGAACGGGACGGCGUGGGUGCGGGAGCUGCGGGACAGCGGCAUGGUCAAGCCGGAGGAGCUCGAGAUGAUUGCCUACCGGAACGCCGAGAGCCUCCUGCGGGUCAGGGCGCCGGAUGCUGCUGGUGGGUGGAAGCAGUCAUGA
Molecule: messenger RNA, 1492 nt
Organism: Colletotrichum destructivum
Lineage: Eukaryota; Fungi; Ascomycota; Sordariomycetes; Glomerellales; Glomerellaceae
Product: Putative 2-amino-3-carboxymuconate-6-semialdehyde decarboxylase, metal-dependent hydrolase
Exons: 1
Coding region: 485-1492 (335 amino acids)
Biological process (GO): secondary metabolic process
Cellular component (GO): cytoplasm; cytosol
Molecular function (GO): carboxy-lyase activity; hydrolase activity
Source: RefSeq, a predicted model, not a curated record